Messenger RNA from Prorocentrum cordatum, 1726 nucleotides. The record is from the annotation of a GenBank genome assembly. Lineage: Eukaryota; Dinophyceae; Prorocentrales; Prorocentraceae.
CGGAAGCAACAGCGGGGCGUCAACGGUUUUUGAUUCCAGGGUUCUGCAGUCGGCCACGUGGCACCCCGACGCGGCACCACGCAGCGCGUCUCCACCGUCUCGCACGCAAAGGCUCGCGCAGAGAACACGAGGCCCAUAUGGGGGCCAUUGAACCAUGAAUGGCCCAGUCGAUUCUUGAGUCCUGCCCAGCACGUUAGGCUCGCAGUGCGGCUACACAGGGCCAAUUGAUUCCGUUCACCCUCCUGCCUCGUCCUCCUCCGUAGCCAGUCUUGCCCCAGCCGCGUCUCGAGGGUCCAGUGCAAUCAUGGCGCGCCGCAGAGAAGUGGAAGAGCUCAAGGCUGCAUUGUUACCAAUGCCUCUGCCAGGCUUAUCAGCGCUUGUUUUGGCGAGCGCCACGUACGGACAUUUGUAUAGAGUGGGCGGGGCACUGGCGAUUUUGCGGGAUCUGGGCCAUGCAACUCCAAGCCGGAAAGAUGUUCAGCUUGCGCACGAGAAGAUGCAGAGGUUUUUCCCGCAGUAUCUUCCUCCAGCGCCAUCGUGCAUUGCACCGUAUCAAGCGCGCCCCGGCAAACCGCAAUGCUGCAAUCAAGCCUUCGAUGUUCAUGUUGAGGAGUUACCUUUGAAACUACAUUCAUCCAGGAACGGCACGGUAGAAGGAUGCUGCAUUGAAAAGGCACUGCUCACAAUGUGGGACGUUCUACAUGGGGUGCUGGUCUUACCAACGGAACUCGGCAGAUCUAGGUGACAUCCGAAAGUUGUGUCUUGCGCCAUCGGGAUGUCCAGAACCGUACUUCGUUGGCUUCUCUUCCGCUCAUGGAAGGCACUGCGUCGGCCUGGCAGCGGAGGACAUGCGCCGAGUGCGCCACGUGCUGCAUCAUGCGCGAGGGCCUUUCACAGCAGUAGCGGGAAUGCUGAUAGAGGAGAGCGGGUGUCCGAAGUUGGAGGCGGCUGGCCCUGCCAAUCUCAGGGCGCGGGUGAUUGUGCCCUUGUGGGUGCCUUCCAUGCCGUCGACAUUUUUAGCCGCUGCAGAGGUGGGCGAUGUAGAUUGGACACCGUGGUGCCAUCAAGACCGAAAUCUGACUGACCAGUGGCUUUUCUCCUUGCGCGGUAUGAUCCGCAAGCGGUUCGUGCACAAGUGGCUCUUGCUACGCGUGCAAAAUUGCGCCACUUGCUCCAAUCUGUUCGGGCUAGACGGGAAGCGCGGCAUGAAGUGGUUCGUCUGCGCGUGCUUGGACGGGGGCCGCGCCCGCGUCCCCGAACUCGGCCUCUGGGUAUCAGAACCGUGUCCGUUCAGUCCCUUGCAGGGCAGCUUGUACCACGCGAAGCGCGGGGGCAACGACGAGGACGACGAGGCCGAGCCCGACGUGUGGAUCGCGCAACACCGCCGCACUGACGGCGCCCACUUGCAGCGCAGGGUCGAGACUAGCGACGCUGACGGCCUGACCCGAAAAGCUUGGUUCGACUCCCCGCUCGUCGGCCGCCCACUGGCACGGGCGCGCGAACAGGGCAUGCUCCCCGAGAAGAAAGCCCAGGGCGAGAGGGGGGAAGUGCGGCGCAGGGCGCGCGCGUCUGACGUCGGACAGGCCGACGCCGCCAACGUCUUCACGGAGGCCGACAGCGACGGGGGCCCCUGCGGCAUAGAUAAGGCUGCCCAGGACGCGGGCCCUUCCGAGCACGUCCAGAAGUGGAGCCGCCGACGGCUCGACUUCUGAUUCGGGUCGAUGGG